Symbiodinium sp. CCMP2456 is the source of this 882-nucleotide messenger RNA. The record is from the annotation of a GenBank genome assembly. Lineage: Eukaryota; Dinophyceae; Suessiales; Symbiodiniaceae.
AUGUCUUUGUGCACUGCACCGUCAUCUCCAGCUCAAGUCUCAGCCAGGGCGCUGCCCUCCGAUCCCGGCAUCCUGGGAGGGUCCCGGAAGGGUGGGGGGAUCUUCAUGAUGGCCGGCGCGCUCCCGAGCACCGGAAGCACCGCGAGCACCGCGAGCACCGGGAGUUGCGACGCAGUGCAAGGCCAAGGCCAGGGAGCUCAGGGAGCUCGGGGCGAGCUGCUGCUGUCUGACAUCUCCAUCCGCUUCGAGGACGGCACGGUGCUUCGUGUGGAUGCGCUGGCCUCUGCGACGCUGAUGACGGCGUCCCCGGUCUUCCACAAGAUGUUGACACAUGACAUGAAGGAGAAGGAGCGCAGCGAGAUCGAGUUGCCAGGCAAAGACCCUAAGCAAUUCGAGACUCUCUUGAAGUUUCUGAUGCCAUCGGCCGGCCGAAAGCAGAAGCUCUCCGAUGAGAAUGUGGGAUUCUUGCGGAAGCUGUGUGAAGAGUACAUGAUCGAGACACUGAGGGAGGACUGCUUCAUGAAUGAGUGUGUGGACUUCAUUCGUACAGCGGAGCCCUCCACGAAGGUCUUGGUGGCUGCUCAUGCAUUGAAUCUGGACGACAAUGUGCGUCGGGGUAUCGAUGAGCUCCUCGGCCGUGGCAUUCGAGACUGGGGCGAGUGCUAUGGGGACAGCGCUUUGAUGCAGAAAAUCAUCGAACGAACGAUGACCUUCCUGCACGGCAAGGAGUCCCAGCUACGCCUGAAGGAGUCAGAGGUGCAAGCGGGGAUGGACCAACUUCGCCUUAUGAAGAAGAAGCUCGAUGGCAGCCAGUCAAGGCUACAGCAGGCUGAGAAUCAGCUCAGGGAGAGGGAUGCUCACUUGAUGAGAACCUAUCGCUGA